CCAUAGUUGUCUCUAUAUAUUUUGUCUGUGUGUAUGAGAAAGACCUCUAAUCACUAGAAUUCCAGAGAGAAAUUAAGAGAGAAUGGCAUUGGAAACUGUAGUGUUCCCUCAAGACCUGUUUAGUUAUGGCUGCAAGGAGUUGUAUACCUUAGGAGGAGGUUGGAGCUACGAUUUUGGUGUAGCAGAAGAAGUAGAAGAAGAGAAAGUUGGGCUUGAUGAGGUUGUUCUUGACAAGAAUAUAGACCAAUGUUUCUGUGGAAAUUGGGAUUCUUCUACAUCUUCCAUGGUGCAAAAUGUGAAGGACUGGGAUACCAAUUCAUCCCCGGAGGCUUGCACUGGUGACGGGUUUUUCGCCUGUGAUUUCGUUCCCGUCAAAUCUCCGUCUCCGUCGAUUAUGCCUAGUCGACGUAAGAGACGACGCACUAGGAGUUGCAAGAACAAAGAAGAAGUUGAAAAUCAAAGGAUGACCCACAUUGCCGUCGAACGUAAUCGUCGGAAACAGAUGAAUGAGUAUCUCGCCAUGCUCCGGUCUUUGAUGCCAUCAUCAUAUGUUCAAAGGGGAGACCAAGCAUCGAUCAUAGGGGGAGCCAUUAAUUGUGUGAAGGAGCUAGAGCAACUCCUCCAAUCUCUAGAGGCUGAGAAGAGAAUUAAGCAACAAUCAGACCCUAGUUUCUCUUCCCCAUUUGCAGAUUUCUUCACCUUUCCUCAGUACUCCUCAAUCUCAGCUCCCUGCAACCACUCAGGGGCUUCAAAUGAAUCUGUGGCUGAGAACAAGUCAGCCAUUGCAGACAUCGAAGUUACCAUGGUGGAAAGCCAUGCCAAUCUCAAAGUUCUCUCAAGAAGAAGACCCAAGCAGCUCCUGAAGAUGGUGACUGGGUUCCAACCUCUCAGACUCACUGUCCUCCACCUCAAUGUUACAGCCGUGGAUCAAAUGGCCCUCUACUCUUUCAGUCUCAAGGUCGAGGAAGAAUGCCAACUUACUUCAGUGGAUGAAAUCGCCACAGCUGUUCAUCAGAUGCUAUGUAAAAUCCAAGAGGAGUCUGUGUUGAGUUGAUAACCCUAAUUUUCCAAUGUAAUUAAGGCCAUCUCUUGUAUGGAUAAAAGGGGUAGAGCUCAUAUGAUCCUAUCUUUCUUGUAGUUUUAGGGUUCUUUGUACUUGGAACAGCUUUAAUCCAUCUAAUAUCUUUCCC
Telopea speciosissima is the source of this 1190-nucleotide messenger RNA. Its product is annotated as transcription factor bHLH94-like. Gene Ontology annotation, molecular function: protein dimerization activity; RNA polymerase II cis-regulatory region sequence-specific DNA binding; DNA-binding transcription factor activity, RNA polymerase II-specific. Bases 83 to 1054 code for a protein of 323 amino acids. The record is from RefSeq and is a predicted model, not a curated record. The transcript has 3 exons. NCBI's taxonomy places the organism in Eukaryota, Viridiplantae, Streptophyta, Magnoliopsida, Proteales, Proteaceae. Gene Ontology annotation, biological process: regulation of transcription by RNA polymerase II.